UGGGGAAAAGACUCCGAAAUGUUGGUGGUGCAUCCCACGCGGGUAACGCGGGCUCGCCGCGGAGAAGGACGAAGACGCGACGUGCUUGCGAGAAGCAGGUUUUCAAUUGCUUUCGGAAUCAGUGCUGCUAUCGUUCCCCUCGUACAAGCUACGGUGCAGCACAGCCUGCUACACAGCCGACCGCUUUGACUUGUUGCUACCUCUCACUGACUCACGCUUUAGUUGCUUCCAUGUACCAGAGUAAAGAUUCGUGAAACCAGACCUUGGCAUGUUGUGCACAAUUGCAAGUACCAUCAUCAGCUCGUACAUCCGCUAGAUGUCGCCAUAGAUACGCAUACAAAGUUGCCUUCGUUGGCUUGCGAAUUGUAUCGACUUCCAGCCAAGCAUUGCUGAAUCGGGGUUGCCAAUAUGGCAAGCUGACCGCAAACACAUCAACCUUGAGCUUGAUACGUGUUCUCGCCUGCGAGCUCGAGCCUUUGCUGUGCAACAAAAUGAUUCACCUCACUCAGCUUUGGCCGUCCGCCUCGAGUCUUCAUCCGUCUGUACUACGGGCUUGACUGGGACGUUACGUGCACGAACCCCUGAAGCCCCCGCCUUCAAGUCAUCAGCAGCCAAGUUCAGUUUUGUAGUUGUAAAUAGCGAUGAUUAUCCUGCCAAUGUCUGCCUUAUC
Molecule: messenger RNA, 670 nt
Organism: Protomyces lactucae-debilis
Lineage: Eukaryota; Fungi; Ascomycota; Taphrinomycetes; Taphrinales; Protomycetaceae
Exons: 1
Coding region: 19-189 (56 amino acids)
Source: RefSeq, a predicted model, not a curated record